Paramecium sonneborni is the source of this 13414-nucleotide messenger RNA. The record is from the annotation of a GenBank genome assembly. NCBI's taxonomy places the organism in Eukaryota, Ciliophora, Oligohymenophorea, Peniculida, Parameciidae.
AUGCGCAAAAUAAUCUUAUUAACUCUUGCAAUAUCAUGUUGCUAUUGUUAAUGUAACUUUUAUCCACAGGAUCCAGUCGCUUGUGUUUAGCUAACAAAUUCUUAUUGUAAUUGAUAUAAAUUGAAUUAUAGGCAUUUACAAUGAAUUUUUAAAUUGGUGUAUGGAGACAUAGAAUCAGAAUUUAGGUUGUUCUAAAAAUCUAAAUAGCAAAGCUUGUAUUAAUCAAUUAAAUUUUGGUGGAAACACUGAGAAGAAGUGUAGAAUUUAAUUUAAUUAUAGGUAUAUUUCAGGGGAGAUGUUAAGAAGUAAACCAAUAUCACCUAGAAAACUUAGGUUGUGAUAAAAAUUAUUCAAAAUUUGCUUGCUUAAGUGUCCUCAACAGAGAUUGCUUUUGGAAUGGAGUUUGCGAAGAUUCAUCAAUGAUAUCAUAUUCACAUUACACUUAAGAGGAAAUAUAUCAAUUUCCUGUUACUCCAUCAUUAUGUGCAAAAUAUGAACAAUCCCCAUGUAAUUAAUAAAAAUAAAAAAGGCAUGAAUAAUGGAUCCGAAGGAGAUUAUAGAUGCGUCACAAUAUAUGAAAUGUAAUUUAAAGAAUUAAAAUGUUCUACUUUGGGGUUGAAUGAAAUAGGUUGCAGAUCAAUUUUGACAGAAUAAGAAAUGUGUAAUGUUUUUCCUUUAUAUUUAGGUAUAUUUGAUAAUUAUUAAUGUAAAUAUAUAAAACCUUAUGAAAUAAUAAGUUGUUCCUUAAAAUUAAACAAAUUAGCUUGUUUAUCUAUUUCGAAACCUAAUCUAAUGUGUGAAUGGUAAAAAUAAGAAUGUAGAACGUAUGUUAUUAAUGAAAAUAAAUAAUGCCAAGAUAUUUUUAAUAUAAAUAUCAAUGUUUGUGCUAAUUAAGACAGUCUUUGUAUGUUUGAUGAUAAUAAUUUCAGAUGUACAGAAGUAACUUUGAAGUAAUUAGAAGAUUUAGAUUGCGAUACACCUGGAAUAACAAGACUUACAUGCUUGUCUAUUAAAAAUAAAUAAUGCACUUUUUAUAAAGGAUUUUGUUAAACUUUAUAAGAUAAAGAGUUAAGUGAAUAUCAUUGUUCAAUGUAAUUAAAUUAAGCAGCUUGUAUUAAUAUUACAACUAUAGGCUAAUUUUGUUUAUGGGAUGGUAAAGGAUGUUAAAAUGUUGAAAUAAAUCAAGAUUUAGAUUGUCAUAUGUUUGAUAAAUUUUAAGUAAAUGGUAAUGUUUGCUAAGCAAUAAUAAAACCAAAUAAAAUGUGUAAAUAUAAUGAAAUAACUAAAAUUUGUAUAUAAAGUUCAUCAAAUGAUUACUGUAUAACACCAUAUUUAAAUUUAUUUGGAUGUGUUGGUAUCUUUAGAGAAGGUUAAACUUGUAAAUGGAUAGAUUCAAGUUGUUAAGAGAUUUUGAUAAUACCAUUUGAAACAACUUGCAGCAGCUUAAAAUAUGCAAAUUAUUAAGCAUGUUCCUAAGUCUUUGAAAGUACUUAGUUAGGUUGUUAUUUUGAUGAAAUUGCAUAGUAAUGUGUAACUUUAUAAAUUAACAACAAUAAUAAUUUAGAAGAUAAAAAAAGAGUUGAUAAAUUCUUAAAAUCAGUGACUUGUGCUAAUCAAUCUUUAGGAUUAAAUAAAACCAUUUGUGGAGCUAUAACUACAGAAGAUACUUUUUGCAGAUGGUAGUAUAAAAGGUGCAAUUUAGUAGAUAAAGAUGAUAUUGUAAACCUCCCUUGUAUUGAUUUAAGCUUCGCAAAUUAAAACAUUUGUGCUUUAGUAAAAUACAAUAAUGAAUUUUGCAGAUACUUUGAAGAAGAAAAAGGAUGUAUCAAUUAAUUAGAAGGUGAUAUGUUUUGCGAUGAUCCUGGACUUAAUUCAGUUAGUUGUAAAUAGGCUAAGGAAAAUUGCUACUUCGAAGAUAAUAAAUGUAAAAGUCUAGGAGAUAUUACAUAGUAAAUAACUCCUGCUGAAUCUAUCAUUUUAUAGAAAUUACAGUGCUUAUCUAACUCUCCUACAAAACUUGUUUGUUUAGAAAUCUUAACCAAAAAUUAAUUAUGUUAAUGGUCAAAUAAAAAUCAAAUAUGUUCUGAAAUAGUAGUACUUCCAAAUAAGAAUUGUGCUGAUUUUUCUUCUUUUUAAGUUAAUGCUAAUGUUUGUGCUUCAAUCAUAAUGGAUAAACCAAAUAAUAUCAUAGAAGGUAAGGAAUAAUCUUUUGAAGAGUAAAAUCCUGGUUAUUGUGAAUAUGAUAGAUAUUAUAAAAUUUGUAAGGUAAAAAAGUCUGUAUGUAAUGACAAAUGUUGUACAUCAAAUGAAGAAUUAGGAAUAAAUGCAUAUUCAUGUAGUAGAUUUUCCAGUUAAGAACCAGGAGUAUAUUGUUAUUUUAAAGAUCUAAGAUGUUAAGAGCUUACAAAUUUAGAUGUAGAUAUAUCUAAUCCUGAAAGUGUUAAGAUUUACUAUAAUAUAAAUCAAUUCAUAUGUUCUCAAAUGAAUAAGAACUCUUGUCAUAUGAUAGAAUGGUCAACUACUUAAACUUGUUAUUAUAAUGGAUUUGCUUGUGUAAAUUUGAACAUGAAAGAUUAAACAGACUUUAUAGAAUUUACUAAACCAUCAUCAAUUUUAAAUCAAUAUGCUUGUUUGGCUAUUGAAGCAAACAAUAGUAUUAACUAUGUACUCAAAUAUUUUGAGUAUGAUUCAGAAUAUAAAAAUUGUAGGCUUCUUUAACAACCAUAUCCAAAAUACACAAGUUGUGAAAGUGUAAAAGGAAAUUCUAAUAUUUGUUUAGGUCUUACAUAGGAUUUAUAUUGUAAAUGGGAUAGAUUUAAUUUAAAAUGUGUUACAAUAACUAAAGAUUAAUAGUAAGAAUUAAUAAACUGCAAUUCGUAUCAAAACAAACGAUCUUGUAUAGAAAAUCCAUAUUCAGCUUGUUAAUUUUCUCUUGCUUUAGAUAAAUGUAUUGAUGCACCUUUGGAUCAAGAAUGCUCCUAUUACAAUACAACAGGUUAAAUUAGUCAGAAAACAUGCUCUUUAAUUACUAAACAAGGUUAAAUAUGUGAAUUUCAGAAUAACUAUUGUGUAAGUUCUAAUAAGAUUGUUGAUGGAUGUAAUCUAGUUGGAAUAAAUAAAAGAGGUUGUUAUAAAAAUACUAAAGGGUUAUGUAGAUGGGAUGAUGUGUCUGGCUCAUGUUAUGAGAAUAGAACAGCUUUAGAAGAAUUAGAAUGCACAAGUAAUCUUAAUUAAAUUUUAUGUAUGAAAGUGACUAAAUAACCUUGUAUGUGGAAUGAUAGUCAAUUAUAAUGUGUUUAUUUUAAUUAGAUGACUAAUGAUCAAUAUUAAGAAUAAAAUUCUAAUAAUUAAUAUAACGAAUGGGCUUGCACUCUAAUCAUUGGUGCAGGUUAUACUUUUGAUGCUUAAAAUCAUAAAUGUAAAUUUUUAGAAGAUACAUAAAAUUAUGGAUGUUAAGAUAUUUAAAUGAAUAAUUAUGCUUGUUAAUUUUUAACAAAAGGUAAUAAGUGUUAUUUUGAUAAUAAUGAAAUUCCUCCAAAAAAGAAAUGUAAGAUAUUUGAUAUGGAUUAAAGUAUUUGUACCACUAAUAUUGCUAUAAAUAUUGAUGUUUGUAUGGAUAUACCGAAAUCAUGUAAAUUCUCUGUAAAAACUUUAUCUUGUUUAACAUUAAAAGUGAAAGAGGAGGAUUCUUGUUUAGAUCUAUAAAAACUCUAAUAAAAAGAUGAAUAUGUUAAUAAACAAGGAUGUUCUUCCAUAUCUGAUUCAAUAGAGCUUACUGAUGGGGAAUAUUAAUGCUAUUAAAAUAAGGAGUUUCAUUAAUAAUGCAAUUAUUAGAAAUUUUGUUAUUGGAGUGAUUACACCUGUAAAAUAAGCCUACAAUAAAUUCAUAUAUUUGAUAAAAAUAAUACUAUCAAAAAUUAAACAUAAAACUGGGUUUUUACAACAAAUAAUUGUUCUGAUAGUUCUUAAUGCAGAUAAUAUGUAGUAACCUAAGAAUAUUAGUUAGGUAGCAAAACUUAUCCUGGUACUCGUUAAAAUUAAACAUGUGGAAAAGGUCGGUGCGAUUAUAAUAAUGAAUCUUGUUAUUAAAAUUCUGAUUGCUAAUAGAUUGCUAUAGAAAAUCUUGAAAUUAAUGAUGAUGGCUCAAUUAAACCACCAAAAAUGUAGGAUUAAAUUUGUUAAUCAUAUUGUUAAAUAUCAGAAGAUAUUUAUAAGUGUGAUGAUUCUUAAAAUCCUCCUCAAGAAGUCUUAGUCCCAGAAUAAACUCAAGAUUAAAAGUGUAGGGGAAGAUGCAGUAAAUCAAAAAAAAUUUGUGAAAGUCAGAAUGAUUGUGGAUAUUAUGUUAAAUUUCCAGCAGUAAAAGAAUAAAGAUUUAAUACAGAGAAAAAUAUCACAGAGGAAGUUAUUGUAUCUCCUGAAAUUUUAGAAUAAGAGACUUGUGAUUUAAAUACUUUUACAUGUUCAGAUAAUGGCUAUCCAUGCUCUAAACAAAGUGAUUGUAAGAGUUUUGUAAUAAAAUCUUGGUAAAUAAAAAAUGCUGUUUGCUAAAAAUAAAUUUUAUAUAAAAUAUCUGAAAUCUGUAAAGGAUUCUAUUUUCUUCAGUUAAAAUGCUUGAAUACCUUUUCAAAAGCACUUUGUCUUCAAAUGACAAAUUAAAAUUGUUUCUUUGAUUUAAAUUAAGGUGGUUGCAAUUAACUUGAUGGCAAUGAACAUAAAGUAACUAGUUGUGAUAGCAUUUUAAAUACAUAAAAACCAACUAUUUAAUGCGAAAGCUUUACAAAUAUUUGCAGAUUUAGUAGUUUACCUUAAAAUGAGUAUCGAAAAACAUGUCAAUAAGUAUCAUCAAAAUUAAUGCUUUGUAAAGAUGGAAAUAAAUAAAAUGUUGCUAAAGAUUCUUGCCCUUCAAAUACAAGGUCAUUUAUAAAUUGUUUAAAAGUAGAUAAUCACUUAGAUUCUUAAAAAUGCGCAGAAAUUUCUUAUCAAUCAAUUUUUAAUUGUGCUGCAGCAGUAGAUAAUUGCAGAUUCUCAAAUGGUAGUUGUAUAUCUACCUUAUAGAAUAAUAUAUGUAAUUGUGAAAAAAGUUACAGUAAAUCUUUAUGUCUUGAGUGCAAAUGUAACUUUGAUUUAGGUUACUGUUAAAAAGAAAUGUAACCUCCUCCACAAAAUGAAUUUAAUAAAUAUUAUUUGUGUUAUGAAGUAAAUAUAUUACCAACAGAUAAAGAGAAUAAAAAAAGAGCUUGUGGAAUGGUUAAAUAAGCUUGUAGAUUUUAAAUUAAAUGUGAGGAUGCAACUCACUAUACUUGUGAUUAUCUUUUAAAUUUUGUUGUUUCUGAAAAAGCUUGCGUUAGAUGUAAGGGACUGGGAGUUUAUUAUGAUAACAAUUAAUAAUUUUGCAAGAUUGUGAAUGAAGAUAGAUUAACGUGCGAUUUAUUAAACUAAUAAGCAUGUAUAUAAAAAACAUAAGAUAUAAUGUGUAAAUGGGAAGAUUAUGAAUGUAAAAAGAUAGAAAAAAUAACAGGUUCUGAUAGUAGAGAAUGUUCAAUUUAUAAUAGAGAUGCUUGUAUAUAAUUCUAAUAAGAUUGUUGGUUUGAUUUGAAUAUUAAAAAAUGUAUAAAGUUUGNAUGAGUCAUAUUAAAAUAUUUGUUAAAAUCAUAGAUGCACUGAAAGCAAUUAAAAGUGUAGUAAUUCUGAUCAAUGUCCUGAUUAUGUUUAGAGAAGUUGGAUUUUUUCAUCUUCUUAAUGUAGUGAAAAAGUUACAUACAAAGUAAUGCCAAUAUGUAAGGGAUUUUUCUUUUUAGAAUUAAGAUGUAAAAAUACCUUCUCGAAAGAGGUUUGUUUGAAUGGAGUACUAGAAGAAUGUUAAUUUGAUUUAAAUUAAGGUGGAUGCUUUUAAUUAAAAGGAAAUGAAAAUAAAAUUAUUAGUUGUUCAUCAAUUUUAAGCAGAUGUUAACCUUCUCAAAAAGCUUUAGAAUGUGAUCCUGCAAAGCCAAUAUGUAAAAAUAGCAUAGAAUGUUUGAGUAGCUUUGAAAAUUCUUGUUUAAAAAGUUCAAAUUCAAAAGUAGUUUGUAAAGCUGGAGAGACGUUGAUUGUCCCAAAUGAAAAAUCAUGUUUAUCUUUGUAGAGAUAAAUUUAAAUUUGUGAAUAAAUUAUUCCACCUCAAGAUCUUUUAUGUUCAAUGAUUACUAACAAUGUAUCGCCUGCUUAUUGUUCAUUAGCCAUUGAUUUUUGUCGUUUUGAAUCAAAUAGUUGUGUAAGUACAAUACCAAAGAAUUCAAAUAAUGAAUGUAUUUGUGAUGCCAGUUUCAGUAAAUCUCUUUGCGAAAAAUGUAAUUGCUUUUUUGAUUUUGUUGGAUAUUGUUAACAACAGCCAAUACCUCCCAAACCAAACCCAGAUGGAUCAAACAAAUAUUAUUUAUGCUAUGAAGUUAAUCAAUUAAAUGUUGAGAAUAAAUUAAAUGUUUGUGUUUAGGUAGAAUAAGCAUGUAAAUUUAUUAAUAAAAAGUGCGAAGAUGCAACUCAUUAUAAUUGUGAUUAAUUAAAAGGGUAUUUUACAACACUCAGAGCCUGUACUCGCUGCUAAGGUGCUAAUACUUACUAUGAUAAUUCUAAUCAUGUUUGUACCUAUUUAGGAUUAGGAAACAUUUAAAAUUGCUAUUAAUUAAACUAAUAAGCAUGUAUAUAAAAAACAUAAGAUAUAAUGUGUAAAUGGGAAGAUUAUGAAUGUAAAAAGAUAGAAAAAAUAACAGGUUCUGAUAGUAGAGAAUGUUCAAUUUAUAAUAGAGAUGCUUGUAUAUAAUUCUAAUAAGAUUGUUGGUUUGAUUUGAAUAUUAAAAAAUGUAUAAAGUUUGAUCCAAAGUUGGGAUCUUGUGAUUUACUUUUAAAUAAAGAUCUUUGUAUGUAUUCAUUAAAAGAAUCUUGUUUAUGGGAUUAAAAUAAUGAAAUUUGUAAUAAAAACGAUCAAGAAAUUACAGGAUGUUAAGAUUUAAAUAAAUUUGGAUGUUUAAAUUAAUCAAUUUUAUUAUGUGUUUGGUCAGAUACAUAUGGAUGUUAAUUGGCUGAUUUUAAUAAUAAUUCUUAAUCAUGUGAUUCUCCUAUAGGAAAUUCUUAAAAAUCAUACAUUACUCAUUUUAGUAAAAAAGUUUGUUCAUCAAUUAAUAUAAAUUUAAAUUGUUUUUAAGAUAAUUAUUAUCGAUGCAGAUAAACAAUUAUUACAGAUAUAAUUAAAUGUGAUAGUAAUGGAUUAAAUAAAUUUGGUUGUAUAAAUAGAUCAUAGGGAAAAUGUUAAUAUUUAGAUGAACAAAAAGAAUGUAUAGAAAUCUAAAAUGAUUAGAUUGGAUGUAUAGAUUCUUUGAAUAAAGAAGCUUGUAUCUCUUAAAAGUAAACUUGUAAGUUUGAGAAUAAUAAAUGUUCUUUUCAUUAAGUGAAUAAAAUUGCUGAUAUCAUUAAUUAGAAUUAAAAUUUCCCUUAUUCCAAUAGUGUAUGUAGUUAUUUAGAUAAAUAAAUUUAAUAAAGUUUUAUUUAUAGUUAAGUACAAAAUAGAUGUAUUGAUGUGUCUAAUAGAAAUCCAUUUAUUGAUAAUUGUUCAAUGGUAGGAAUCAAUCAGUAUGCUUGCUUAUAAAAAACAACUUAGGCUUGUGAAUAUAAUUAUGAGAUGAAGAAUUGUUCAUCAACGCCUUUACAAACAUUAAAAGCUAUUAAUACUUGUUUAAGUAAUUAAUAUUUGAAUUGGGUCUCUUGCAUUACUUUAAGUUCCUAAUGUAAAUUUAUUUAAAAUAAAUGCUUACCAAUUGAAUCAAAAGAUAAUUGUUAAUAUCUUUAAGAUUAAUAAAUAAUUGUGAAAAGUUCUAUUUGUGCAACUAGAAAUGAUAAAGGUUGUAAAUUAAACAUUAAUUCAAACACUUGUGAGAUUUUGAAUUAAGCUGAUAAUUUUCAGUGUUCAGUUAUGGGUUUAAAUAGAAUUGGCUGUUUAUUCUAAACAAAAGGUUAUCUUUGUAGAUAUUAAAAUAAUCAAUGCCUAUUUGAUUUUGAAUAAGCUCUUUGUGAAGAUCCUAUUAAUGAAGAUAAAUGUUAUUUAAUCAAAACCAAAGGAUAAUACUGCAGAUUUGAUAAAACUAAAGGUUGUUAUUAAAUUGAUAAUUCACAAGGAGAGCUCUUUAAAUGUAAUCAUUCAUUUAAAACUAAUCCUACUACAUGUUCAAGAAGUACAGAUAUUCCUUGUUUUUAUGACAAAAAUUCAAAUACUUGCAUUCCAUAUCUUCAAAAUGGAGAAUAGUAAUAAUCAAUCAAUUUGAAUUGGGAUAACAAAAUUUCAUUUAAUAUUUUAACUUGUUAAAGAUAUGAAAUCGGUUAGAAGAUGGUUUAUUGGAAUAGCUUAGAUGAAUAAAUUUAAUAAAGCAAUAAUGAAUGCAUUGAAGUUUAAGAGAUUAAGCUAACUACAUUAAAGUGUAAUGNAUAUGGAUGUUAAUUGGCUGAUUUUAAUAAUAAUUCUUAAUCAUGUGAUUCUCCUAUAGGAAAUUCUUAAAAAUCAUACAUUACUCAUUUUAGUAAAAAAGUUUGUUCAUCAAUUAAUAUAAAUUUAAAUUGUUUUUAAGAUAAUUAUUAUCGAUGCAGAUAAACAAUUAUUACAGAUAUAAUUAAAUGUGAUAGUAAUGGAUUAAAUAAAUUUGGUUGUAUAAAUAGAUCAUAGGGAAAAUGUUAAUAUUUAGAUGAACAAAAAGAAUGUAUAGAAAUCUAAAAUGAUUAGAUUGGAUGUAUAGAUUCUUUGAAUAAAGAAGCUUGUAUCUCUUAAAAGUAAACUUGUAAGUUUGAGAAUAAUAAAUGUUCUUUUCAUUAAGUGAAUAAAAUUGCUGAUAUCAUUAAUUAGAAUUAAAAUUUCCCUUAUUCCAAUAGUGUAUGUAGUUAUUUAGAUAAAUAAAUUUAAUAAAGUUUUAUUUAUAGUUAAGUACAAAAUAGAUGUAUUGAUGUGUCUAAUAGAAAUCCAUUUAUUGAUAAUUGUUCAAUGGUAGGAAUCAAUCAGUAUGCUUGCUUAUAAAAAACAACUUAGGCUUGUGAAUAUAAUUAUGAGAUGAAGAAUUGUUCAUCAACGCCUUUACAAACAUUAAAAGCUAUUAAUACUUGUUUAAGUAAUUAAUAUUUGAAUUGGGUCUCUUGCAUUACUUUAAGUUCCUAAUGUAAAUUUAUCUAAAAUAAAUGCUUACCAAUUGAAUCAAAAGAUAAUUGUUAAUAUCUUUAAGAUUAAUAAAUAAUUGUGAAAAGUUCUAUUUGUGCAACUAGAAAUGAUAAAGGUUGUAAAUUAAACAUUAAUUCAAACACUUGUGAGAUUUUGAAUUAAGCUGAUAAUUUUCAGUGUUCAGUUAUGGGUUUAAAUAGAAUUGGCUGUUUAUUCUAAACAAAAGGUUAUCUUUGUAGAUAUUAAAAUAAUCAAUGCCUAUUUGAUUUUGAAUAAGCUCUUUGUGAAGAUCCUAUUAAUGAAGAUAAAUGUUAUUUAAUCAAAACCAAAGGAUAAUACUGCAGAUUUGAUAAAACUAAAGGUUGUUAUUAAAUUGAUAAUUCACAAGGAGAGCUCUUUAAAUGUAAUCAUUCAUUUAAAACUAAUCCUACUACAUGUUCAAGAAGUACAGAUAUUCCUUGUUUUUAUGACAAAAAUUCAAAUACUUGCAUUCCAUAUCUUCAAAAUGGAGAAUAGUAAUAAUCAAUCAAUUUGAAUUGGGAUAACAAAAUUUCAUUUAAUAUUUUAACUUGUUAAAGAUAUGAAAUCGGUUAGAAGAUGGUUUAUUGGAAUAGCUUAGAUGAAUAAAUUUAAUAAAGCAAUAAUGAAUGCAUUGAAGUUUAAGAGAUUAAGCUAACUACAUUAAAGUGUAAUGAUUUUUUAAAUGAAAUUGCUUGUAUGAAUAUUUAAACACCCUUUUAAUUUUGCACGUACCAAAACUUUACUUGUUAAUCUAUAGAUUUAGAUAUUACUGACUUAAUUCGUAAUUGUUCUUAUUAUUAAAAAGUCAAUAGUGGUGCUUUUUGUGAAAUAACUACUGAUAUCCCUUGUGAAUAUAGUUCAAUAAAUAAAAAAUGUUAAUUAGUUACCAAUUUAUAAGAAAUUUCUUGUGAUUACAAUUAACCUUACAAAAAAGGGUACAACUAUUUAGCUUGUAAAGAAAAUCCAAAUUGCACAUUUUAUUUUGGGUCCUGUUAUAAAAAUAUUUAUUAAUCAGUUGCGUUAUGUGAGGAUGUAUAACCAGAUUAAAUUUAGCUUUGCAAAAAAAUUAAUACAUAGGGUUGCUUUAUAAAGUAAUAAAACCUAUGUUCAGCAUUGUAACCAGAGGAUUAUUUAACAAUAAAAUGUGAAGAAGCAAUUAAUGCAGCAGGUUGUAAAUUAGUUUCAACUCCUGGAUAAACUUGCUACUAUGAUGAAUAGUAGGAGGAAUGUAAAUUCAAAGACUUAAAAAAUGAUUUUAAUUUCAAAUGUUCAGAUUUGGAUAAAAUUAAUUCUUAUAAAUUUUGUGAGUAAACAAAAGAUUAAUCGUGUAAAUAUAAUGUAAAUAUGAAUAAAUGCUAGAUUGCAACUGGUAAUAAUUAUGACUGCAGUCGGGGAUUGAACAUUCUCGCAUGCUACAAUUUAACUAAUAAAUUAAAAUAAUGCAAAUUUCUUAAUUAUUGUUAUGGACCUAAUGAUUAAAUAUUAUAAUGUAAUUCUAAUUCAUCCUAUGAUUGUUGUCUUGAAGCAUAAAAGAAGGAUGUUUGUUUAUUUUAAAAAAAGUUUUUAUGUUAAUGGUAAUAAGGCUGCCAGGCAUAUCAAUAAAAAGAACAAAUAGAGUGUAAUAAAAUUAAAGAUGCUUCAAUUAACGUUUGCACCUCUAUUUAGGGUUAUUUUUGUAUAUUUGAUUCAGAUACUUUUACUUGUAAAUAAAUAUUUCCUUAAAGCUGUGAUUAAAUGUAGACUUCUGAUUAGUGCAAAAGAGUACUUGAUUUUCCUUGUGUCUGGGAUGAACUCUAUGAAAUUUGUAUCUAUAAAGAUAAGAAUAAUCUUGAUUAAUGUAAAGAUAUAAGAAAUAAAGUUGGUAAUAUACUGGCUUGUACAAUGGUUGAAGGAUUAGAUUAAAAGUGUAUAUUUGAAAAUAAUUAAUGUUAAACCUUUUAUUAAAAAGAAGGUUUCAACAAUUGUACUAGUAAUAUUAAUAUUUUUUCUUGUUUAUAAUAAACUGUUAGCUAAUGUGAAUGGGUUAUAAAAACAAUAUAAGUGAAAAAGAGUUAAUAAAAUAAUUACUUUGAAAAUUAGGAAAUUGGUGAAUGCAAAGUAUUCACAUAAUUUGAUACAAGUAAUUGUAACAUUUUUUUGAGUUACAAAUCAUGUCUCUCGAUUAGAAAGAAUAGAGAAUUCUGUGUUUGGUAGAAUAAUUAAUGUUAAUAAUUCUCAAUGUCUUAUAAAAUAAGUAAUUAGAAUAAAACAAUUCAAUUAGCAUAAAAUGUUAAUCCAAUCGUUUGUGGAUUAUAUAAUGACGAAAGAUUAAUUUCUUACUCUGAAGAAUUAUAUUCUUGUAUCGAAGUAAAAGAUGUUAGCUUCUUAUCAUGUGCUACUUUAAAAUUUGGUUUAAAUUCUGUGGCUUGUUUAAAUAUUUAAAAUCAAUUAUGUAAAUGGAAUGAUAUCUAAAAAACUUGUGAAUUGGUCAGAUAAGAAAAUACAAACCUUAAAAUAUCUUGUAAUUUAUCUGGUCUUAGUUCAAAAGCUUGUACAUUAAUUGAAGUAGACGAAAGUUGUGGAUUUAUUGGUAAUGGUUGUGGUAAAGUUGAUAGUAAUGUUAAUUGCAAACAUUAAGGAUUGAACAAAUUUGGUUGCUUAAAAAUUACAAAUUAUCCAUGUGCUUGGAUUAAGAACGAAGAAGAUGAAUAUUAUCAUUGUGAUGAUUUUUAACCUUAUGAUUCUUGUAAUGAAAUUAAACUAUAGGUCAACUCUAUGGUAUGUGCUUUGGUUUAAGUUGAUGCUUGCAUUUAUAAUUAGGAAACUCUUAGUUGUAAGACUCCAUAAAUAUUAUUAUCUGAUUGUGAAAUUGAAGGUUUAAAUUACAUUGGAUGUUCUCAAAUUAAAGGAUGUUAUUUUGAGAAUAAUAAAUGUUAGCCUAUUUAAUAAUCCAGUUAUAGUUGUCUCUAAUUUCCUUUAGCUAAUGAAGAUAUUUGUAAAAAUGCUUAUGAUUAAUGUAAAUAUAGUCCAUUAAAUUAUGGGUGCAUUCCUUCAUAAUCAGAUGAAAUAUGUAAAACUUAGGGUUUGAGUGAAACAGGAUGUAUUCAUUCAAAAAGUAAUUGCUUCUGGACUAAUAAUAAUUGUUAAUGUAACAGCAUUUAAAAUGUUCUUCCAGAUUGUUCAUUAAUUAUUGAAUCAGAUAAAUGCAAAUAACAUAAAUAAUGUAUAUAUACUUUUUAAAAAAAUAAUAAUGAUGAAAUUAAUUCAUAAAUUAAAACCUAAAACUUGGGAAUUUGUAGAAGAAAAGUUUGUUCAGAUAUAUCAUAAGAAGAAUGCUAAAAUUACUAAAUAUUGAAUGAUUUUUGUUAUUUAAGUACUGAAAAUACAUGUUUGUAGGCAAAUAAAUGUGAGGAUGUUAAGAAUUCAUAAAAAUAGUGCUCAGAUUAUAAAAUUAAUGGUAUACCCUGCAUUGACAACUUUGAUAAAACUACUUGCAGACGCUUAAUAUGUUCAGAAUUAGAUUUUACUAAAUGUAAAAGUAAUUAAUUUUUGAAUUAUUGCAAUUAUCUAGAUCGUUGUUAGACUAGAUUAUGUAAAGAAUUCGAUAAAGAAGAGGUUUGUAAAUAUUAUAAUUGUUAAUGGAAUAAAAUGAAUCAAAAAUGUAAUAAUAAUUUAUCAUGUGAUAAUUACAAAAAUGAAUAUGAUUGUAAAUAAAAUUUAAACAAUAAUACAUAAUGCUCUUGGAUAACAAAUAAUUAAGAUGGCUUUUGCAGUGAAAAAGGUUGUAGAUAUUUAUCUAUUAAUUAACAAUGUAGAGAUAAUUUUAUUUCUAAAAAUAUAUGUGUCCAACUUUAUGAUGAUUCAUGUGUUUAAUGUGAGGAAAUAAAGGAUUUUUGUUUGUGUGCUGAGUAAAAGUAUUGCAAAUUCAAUUAAAUUUUUGGUUAAUGUGAAUCAAUAAAUUGCAAAGAAUAGAAUAAUGAAAAUGAUUGUUAAAUGUUUUAAUUUUGCUCAUAUAAUAAAGAUUAAAAUGUAAAUUUUUAUAUUUUUAUUUAGGUGUGCCAUUAAAAUUGUAAUUAUCAUCAAAAUAAUUCUGAUUGUAUUGCAGAAUCUGGAUACUGUAUUUGGAAUGAAAAGCUGAAAAUUUGUUAGAAUAUAUAAAAACAAGUAGUUACUACAUCAUCGAAUCCUUCUGGACCAAUUAUGGCUUUUCGUAUUUUUGGGAUUAUUGUUUGGAUACUAAUUUGA